Eruca vesicaria subsp. sativa (arugula) is the source of this 1358-nucleotide messenger RNA. The record is from the annotation of a GenBank genome assembly. Lineage: Eukaryota; Viridiplantae; Streptophyta; Magnoliopsida; Brassicales; Brassicaceae.
CCUCUCAACUCGUUCUGCUCUGCAAUGGCUUCCUUCGACGAAGAAACCGCCAAGAAGUUGAUAACUCAGGUGGAGUUCUACUUCAGUGAUAGUAAUCUACCAAGAGACGGUUUCCUCCGCAAGGAAGUCUCCAAGAGCAAAGAUGGUCUGGUUAGUCUACCUCUGGUUUGUUCCUUCUCUCGUAUGAGGAACCUGCUUGGCCUCGGUAACACCAAACGCGAAGACAUCCCUGAGAGUAUCGUGGAGGAAGUAGCUAAUCUCUUGCGGUCUUCUGAUUUUCUUAAAGUUUCCGACAAUGGGCAAAGGAUCGGAAGAGGAACAAAACUCUCCAAGCCAGACAAGGUGCUUGAACAAGUACACAGAAGAACCAUUGCAGCUUCACCUUUUGAGUAUAGUAUAAAGAUGGAGGAUGUAGCAUCUUUCUUUUCCCAGUAUUCCAAGGUGAAUAGUGUGAGGCUACCUCACCAUGUCGGAGAUAAGCAAUACUUUUGUGGUACUGCUUUGGUUGAGUUAUCGUCUGAGCAAGAAGUUGAAGAUGUUUUGAAGCAGAGCUUGGUCUAUUCCGGUGCUGAUUUAGUAUUAGUACCAAAGAGUGAUUUUGACCUUCAAAGAGAAAAUAUGAUUAAGAAACUCGAAAAUUCAGGGUCAAGUCUUUCAGAUUCCUCCCACAACGAAUUCCACAGAGGUCAGCUUGUCAAGUUUACACUGAAAAGAAUAACCAAUGAAAAUAAAGAAAAUCCCAAGAAUAUGGAAAAUGAAACCAAAGGGAAGGAAGACAGUGCUGAGAAAAAGGAAAGAGGCGAUUUGGGGGCAGAUAAAUCAUGUGCUAGUUUGUGCACGGAAACUGAGGUUCUCAAGGAUGUUUUCCGAAGAUUUGGCAGCGUUAAGCACAUAGAGUUCUCUGGUGGAUCGGAUUCGGGUUACGUUUGUUUUAUAGAUUCAACAACAGCUAUGAAAGCCCGUGCUGCGGUGGAGUUUGUUGGAGGUGUAGUUGUUAAAAAUAAAUUCUCUGUUGCUUUAGAAGCAGUGAAUGGAGAGAUGGAGGAAGAGGUGCGGAAAAGACUAUCAUCUGGGGGAGGGGAAGAAGAAGAUGACAAGAUGGAGAAAAGCAAGGGCAAGUCCCCUGAAGCCACUCAACCGCACAAGAAGGCUCGAAAGGAGGGGUAGUUAAAGUUAUGCUGUACACUGUGCUUGAUGUUUGCUGUAUGCACCAAUGACAGAUAUAAUAUAAUUUUCUGAAGUUUAAUUACUCGUCUAUGAACAAUUUUGUUAGAUAAACUUUUUGGGAUCUGAUCGUUAACACAGUUAACACAGUUACCACAUUGUCUUAAGCGGCACAGUUUUAUGCUAUACUCGAA